Molecule: messenger RNA, 673 nt
Organism: Aphidius gifuensis
Lineage: Eukaryota; Metazoa; Arthropoda; Insecta; Hymenoptera; Braconidae
Exons: 5
Coding region: 95-673 (192 amino acids)
Source: RefSeq, a predicted model, not a curated record
GAUCGAUAAAUUGACACGUGUUGUAGUGAAAUUUUCAACAUUUUCAAAAAGUUUUUUCUCUGUUAUAAAUAAUUUUUUUAAUAAAUUAAUAAAAAUGUUUACGUCUUCACGAUUCAGUCUUGACAAGACUAGCCAAAAUGAUGAUUCUUACUUUAGUCUUCGAAUUGGAUCAAUAUUGAUUGGAUUUUUUUCAAUUCUUACUCUGGUUGUUGGAAUUUUUUAUUUGGACUGCAGUGAAUUUCUUGGUGUUCAAUAUGAAUUAUCAGGACUGGAUUUUAAUAAUGAAGCAUUUAAUCCAAGAAUGUUGAUUUUUUAUAUAUUUGCAUUGGUAUCUGGAUUAUUAAUGUAUGGUGCUGCAACUGAAAAAUCGGUAUAUAUUGUUCCUUGGUUGUGUUGUGGAACAUCAUGGCUUGUAUUGAAUUUUACUGCAACUAUCAUCAAGAUAAUUAAAAUCCAAUUUGAUGACGAACAAAGUACAACAUACUUGAUUGAUUAUAUUUCUCUUUCUACAAUAACUUAUGCUAUUCAAUUAUGUGUUUUUCUAGUUGUUUAUAAUUAUUACACACGUGUUUAUAAGAAUCAAUCUUCACCAACAAAAAUUCAAAUAAAAAAAAAUCAAUUGAGUGAAGAUGAAGCAUAUCUUGAUCAACUAACUAUAAUCACAAGUGAUUAG